Fomitopsis serialis is the source of this 3987-nucleotide messenger RNA. RefSeq names its product Fusaric acid resistance protein-like-domain-containing protein. The record is from RefSeq and is a predicted model, not a curated record. The transcript is spliced from 18 exons. Bases 246 to 3869 code for a protein of 1207 amino acids. Lineage: Eukaryota; Fungi; Basidiomycota; Agaricomycetes; Polyporales; Fomitopsidaceae.
CCUCAGCCGCCCACAGGCCAAUACAGUACACCGUAUCGUUGCUCCGAGCCGCUCAUGACCAGUGUGCUGACUUCGUCGUCCGUCUCCCUCGACUGAUAGUUCAUCUUAGACUGCGACGGGUCAUUGGGAUUCUCUAUUCAACUGUCGUCGUAGACGCGUCGAACAGUUGUAUUCGAUCGUGGUCACACUGGCAGUGGCAUACGUAUAGUAAGGCUUUAACGGUGAGUAACACUGGUCUAUUCGCCAUGUCUCGCAGCGUAGACGAUCUGAGGCCUGCUGCGAUGGACAUCCCGGGCGCACGUCACGCACAGGAAUUGGCCGACCAGCUGCACAUCAUCGUAGGAUCUCCCGAGCAGGUCGAUGACGGCAACCUACGUUCCCGGCAAAUGCGCAGUCCUCCGUCGCUUGAUAUUCCUCCAAGACCUAGCAUUUCACGCAACAUCUCAACUGCAACCCUACCACCUACACGAGGGUCGGGUACGCACUCUCGUAUUCACGACCUUCACUCUGGUGCUGGUUCUGGUUCUACCCUAAAUCACUUCAAAUCACGCGAAUGGAGCGUCUUUGGCGAAUUGUUCGACGCGGAGGAUCGGCUGAGGACGUCUGCCCCGCACCGCACAGAAGUUCGCUUGAGGAAUCAUAAGAGGCGCCAUACCACGAAUCCGGCUGCUCCUUAUCCUCCGUUGCAAGAUCAAGGAUACCCUUCCGACACGGUGCAAUCACCAGUAGAAGAACCUAGCCUCACAGAACCUUUAGCAGAAAGUUCGGAAGAGGGAUCACUGUUUCAUGGCAGUAACUCACGACCCAACGCUCCCUCCGUGACAGUGAAUACUUCUCACUUCUCAUCGACACGCUCGCGGUGGCGUUGGCCAUCCCUUUCUGCGUUGCCACCUCUCUCGCCUCUCCAACGCAACAUCCUCAAGUGUUCUGUAGCUUACUUCGUGGCGUCUCUUUUUACGUUUUCGCCAUAUCUUUCGGGUUUCAUUGCCGACCUCACAAAUUAUGGCCCUGCCGAAUCCUUUCCCGCACCCUCCGGCCAUAUGGUCGCUACAGUUGCCGUUUACUAUAAUCCCGCGAAGACAUUGGGCGGCAUGAUCGAAGCAGAUAUGUACUGCAUGAUGGGGCUUUUGUUCGCAGCGUUCGUAUCUCUGAGCAGCAUGACCAUGUUUUGGUUCUUCGAGGUCAGAGCUGGCUGGGAGUGGCUGGCAGAUGCCCUGGUGAUCUUGUGGAUCGGGACUGGAAUGUCUCUCGUUGCCUGGACGAAACUAUGGAUGGCGAAGCCAACUUUCAACACAGCGUGCAGUAUGACCGCCAUCAUUCUUUUCGUGGUAGUGAUCAAGGAAGGUGGCCUUCAGACCCUUCUCCAGGUCUCCUUCAUCAUCUUGUGUGGAGCGACCGUCUCGAAUCUCGUCUGCAUGCUUCUCUGGCCUCAACGGGCCACCAAGAAUUUGCAGAAAGCAAUGACCCAGACGCUUCAGUCAUUCUCCACCCUGUUGGAGAUGCUCACCGACACGUUCCUCCUUGAGGAUUCGCUACAGAAUCUCACUGGCGACAAGCUGCGAAAGGCUGCGGAAAGCCACCAGGCCAGUUUCACGAGUCUGAAGAAACAUUUUGACGAGGCGCAGUCGGAGUGGCUCAUCGGCGGCCCCAAGAAACCUCGCGGAGACAAGACAGACAACCUGCGCGAGAGCUCCGGCCAAGCAUACCAGGACGCGAUCGGAUGUCUCAACCGACUCGGCCAGCAUCUGAACGGCCUGCGGAGUGGUACGACCCUCCAGUACGAGUUGAUCAAAGCGGAGAAAGACGGUAAGCUCGUGUUGAGGAACCGGUAUCCCAAUACGUCUGGCGGGACAAUGCCUACGGGGGCUGCCUCGGACUCGUCAGCGACCAUCCGAGAGGACGAGGAUGCGGCUAUGUUGCAGGCUGCUGCUUCCAUGUUCGGAGACCUCAUUGACGACCUCGGUCCCCCGUUGAAGGCGCUCUCUACAGCUUGCAUAACGACGCUCAAGAGGCUGAAAGACGGAUUUACCGCGCGUAAAGAUCCCGUAAACCGUAUGACCUCUGCGGAGUUCCAGCAGCUUGCGGAUGUUGUUCGGAGGGCUCUCUUUACAUUCGAGAGCACGUCCAACCACGCCGUGGUUCGGAUGUACAGACGCCAGCAGAACAUGUCUGGUACACAGUCUCGAGACUCAUACGGCUCGGCGCUUUACGAAAAUCAUGUGCUAAUGGACAAUGAUGGCGAGAGUGUCUUCCUGGUAUAUUUCUUCAUCUUCACCCUGCAAGAGUUCUCGAAGGAGCUCAUCGCUCUCGUUGAUGCAUUGGAACGACUAUAUGCGGCGGAACACGAACGUGCCAGUCCGCGUAUGAAGUGGAAGUGGCUGCGAGACGCCAUUAGUAUAUCUGGCCCGCGGCGUGCCUCACAGAACAAACGUAAUGAAAGGAGUUUCAGCAAGCGAUUCUCUGUAUAUUUUAACCCAGGUCCACGACGCGAUCCUGUAGCGUUCCCGAAGAUCCGGCCCCACGCCCCGAAUACUAUGCAGACCCCUGCACGAUCAAACUUAUCACUGAUCGGUCGGUUGAAGCAAUCGCUGUGGGCGAUCGGCGCGCGGUUAAGGGAGCCUGACAUCAAGUAUGCUUUCAAGGCCGGAAUGGCUACUGCGAUGCUUGCUGCGCCUGCUUUUUUCGACUCUACACGGCCGCUGUUCUUGCAUUAUCGCGGAGAGUGGGCCCUAAUCUCGUUCUUCGUCGUUAUAUCCCCAACUAUUGGAGCAACAAAUUUCAUGGGAGUGCACCGAGUGCUAGGCACGCUCUUCGGCGCAGCAACUGCAGCUGGCAUCUGGACGCUUUUCCCGGAGAAUCCCUAUGCCCUCUCGAUCUUUGGGUUCUUCUUCUCCAUCCCUUGCUUCUACUACAUCGUAGCCAAGCCACAAUAUGCGACAUCGUCCAGGUUUGUGCUGCUGACGUACAACCUGACGUGUCUGUAUUGCUACAAUUUGCGGCGUAAGGAUGUUGAUGUUCUCGAGAUUGCUUACCAUCGCGCAGUCGCCGUCACAAUCGGGGUCAUCUGGGCAGCCAUUGUAUCGCGUUACUGGUGGCCGACGGAGGCACGACGCGCUCUGAGUAAAGCUCUUGGAGAAUUCUGCCUCAAUAUGGGAUGGCUAUAUACCCGCUUGGUUGCCUUCAACUCGUUUGCCGAUGCCGACUUGCGAGCUAUGCAGGAUGAUGCCGACGAUGAAUCUGAAGAAUCAUCGCCUUUCAUGCCGCAGCCGCGAAACGCACAUCUUACCAACUCCAUACAUCACUUCAUGGCCAUGGAGUUGCAUCUGCAGAUCAAGCUGAUUGAAAUCCAAGGUUUGCUGGCUCAGACGCAACAUGAGCCUCGUUGGAAGGGCCCAUUCCCGGUCGCCUUGUAUCGGUCAAUCUUGACAAGUCUGCAGAAGAUAUUGGAUCAAUUGCACAGCAUGCGGUGUGUGACGGCGCGGGAGGAAUGGCAUACGACCGUCCGUCGCGACUUCAUCUUGCCCGUGAACAGGGAACGACGCGAGAUGGUUGGGAAUAUUAUCCUCUAUUUCUCGACCCUAUCCGCUGCGUUUGCCUUGAAGUCGCCCCUUCCUCCGUAUCUGCCUCCCGCCGAGGAGGCGCGACUACGUCUGGUUGACGCGAUUAGGAAGCUCGACGUUGUCCGUAGUCGAGACGUACGGGGAUCGAGGCAGCUCCUCUUCUUUGCCUACGCGCUCACCAUGAAAGGCGUCAUACAAGAGCUCAACUUCCUCGGGCAUACCCUGCAAGAUGUCUUCGGUGUAAUUGGACAGUCAAGGGAAGAAUUCGAAGCGUUAUUCAACGUCAUCGAUACGCCCAGCGACGUCUAACAUGCUUGCUGCUGCGUCGUACUGAUUCCUACUGAUCGCUACUUACGUCGCCUUCUUGGUCCACUGUGUAUUCUCACUCAUGUAACUUAUAACACACGGAUAUAGACUUCGGAUCGGA